This is a messenger RNA of Sorex araneus (European shrew), 1250 nucleotides long. RefSeq names its product fructosamine 3 kinase (gene FN3K). The record is from RefSeq and is a predicted model, not a curated record. The transcript has 6 exons. Gene Ontology annotation, biological process: fructosamine metabolic process. NCBI's taxonomy places the organism in Eukaryota, Metazoa, Chordata, Mammalia, Eulipotyphla, Soricidae. The coding region runs from base 163 to 1122 and encodes 319 amino acids.
CCUAGGGGAGCUCCCGCCCUCCAGGAGGUCUCAGAGCGCCCCUCCCUCGGGGCGGGUCCACCUCCUCCAGCUCCCAGAGCCUGCAGGCUGCGCCACCGCCGCCGCCUCUGCCAGGAGCGGAUCACGCGCUCUGCGCAGCCCGGCCGGCCCCCGCCCGGCACCAUGGAGCGACUGCUGCGGGCGGAGCUGCGCACCGCGACGCUGCGGCCCUUCGGCAGCCCCGGGGCCGGCUGCAUUAGCGAGGGUCGCUCCUACGACACCGACACGGGCCCGGUGUUCGUCAAGGUCAACCGCCGAGCGCAGAGCUGUUUGAGCUCAGGACCGUAUUCGGACAUAGGCCCGGCAGAUGUUCGAGGGGGAGAUGGCCAGCCUGGAGGCCCUUCGGAGCACUGGUCUGGUGCGAGCACCUCAGCCCAUCAAGAUUUUCGACGUGCCGGGAGGAGGCGCUGCCUUUGUGAUGGAGCAUCUGAAAAUGCGGAGUCUGAGCAGGCAGCGACCCUCGGCGCCCAGAUGGCUGAGCUGCAUCUUUACAACCAGAAGCUGGGAAAGAAUUGGAAGGAGAAGGAGCACACAGUGGGCCACAGAGCAGAUGGUGAUCAGCCCCCCUAUGUGACCAAAUUUGGAUUCCACACAGUGACAUGCUGUGGCUUCAUCACACAGGUGAACGAGUGGCAGGACGACUGGGCCACCUUCUUUACGCGGCACCGGCUCCAGGCACAGCUGGACCUCAUCGAGAAGGACUAUGCCGACCAGGAGCUUCGGGAACUCUGGGCCCGGCUCCAGGUGAAAAUUCCAGAUCUGUUUAGUGGCCUAGAAAUUGUCCCUGCCCUUCUUCAUGGGGAUCUUUGGUCAGGAAAUGUGGCCGAGGACGACGCAGGUCCCCUCAUUUAUGACCCAGCAUCCUUCUAUGGCCAUUCUGAGUUUGAAUUGGCAAUUGCUUUGAUGUUUGGAGGGUUCCCCCGGUCCUUCUUCACUGCUUACCACCAGAAGAUCCCUAAGGCUCCAGGCUUCGACCAGCGACUGUUGCUCUAUCAACUUUUUAACUACCUGAACCACUGGAACCACUUUGGGAGGGAGUACCGAAGCCCAUCCCUGACCACCAUGAGAAGGCUUCUGAAGUAGCAGCCAGCCGCUUCUCCUGCUUCACCCAGUCUCUCCAAAGGUAGUGGGGGCACCCGGCCCACAUGACUUCAGGUACUAAUAAAGCCAGAGAGCCCUCAGGGCAUCCACUGCCAGCUUCCUUUCCCUUG